Messenger RNA from Periophthalmus magnuspinnatus, 998 nucleotides. RefSeq names its product dicarbonyl/L-xylulose reductase (gene dcxr). Gene Ontology annotation, molecular function: L-xylulose reductase (NADPH) activity; carbonyl reductase (NADPH) activity. The transcript has 8 exons. The record is from RefSeq and is a predicted model, not a curated record. NCBI's taxonomy places the organism in Eukaryota, Metazoa, Chordata, Actinopteri, Gobiiformes, Gobiidae. Gene Ontology annotation, biological process: glucose metabolic process; xylulose metabolic process. Bases 228 to 962 code for a protein of 244 amino acids.
UCUGACGAUCUUACUCAUAUUGGACUUGCUACUAAUGUGAUCCAUAGUGUGACGGUGCUGCUUGGUCACGUUGACAAAGCUGUUCUCGUAUCAAGCAAAGUCCACAGAACAGGAAAGAACUGCGUUUCCAGUUCCUGCAGAGUCCAGGCCCUGCCCCUGCGUCCUGCUCCAAAACCCUGUGGGGUGUUCCGGGCAGGGCACUGUGCUGGUUGUGGAUUCUUGGACAGAUGGAGAUCUCUUUCGCGGGGAAGCACGCUCUAGUCACGGGAGCAGGGAAAGGUAUUGGCAGAGCCACAGCAUGUGCCCUGUCCCACUGUGGAGCAAAGGUCACUGCUCUCACACGCACACAGACUGACCUGGACAGCCUGCUUCUCAAGUGUCCCUCCAUUGUUCCUGUGUGUGUGGACCUGUCUGACUGGGGGGCUACAGCAGCGGCCCUAGAGCAUGCGGGACCCUUUGAUCUGCUUGUCAACAAUGCAGCCUGCGCCAAUCUGCAGUCAUUCCUAGAGGUCACCCCGGAGAAGUUUGACCAGUCAUUCAAUGUGAAUGUGAGGGCUGUUCUGCAUGUGUCCCAGAUAGUGGCCCGUUCCAUGAAGGCCCGGGGCUCUGGAGGGUCCAUUGUGAAUGUGUCGAGCCAGGCUUCACAGUGCGCUCUUAGGGACCACGCUGUCUAUUGUUCAACUAAAGCAGCCUUGGACAUGUUGACCAAAGUUAUGGCCCUGGAGCUGGGUCCCUAUCAGAUCCGUGUGAACUCUGUAAACCCCACAGUGGUGAUGACUGAGAUGGGACGUAUUGGCUGGAGUGAUCCUGAAAAAGCCAGCGCUAUGAAGUCUCGCAUUCCCUUGGGUCGAUUUGCAGAGGUGGAAGAUGUGGUCAACAGUAUUUUGUUCCUGCUGAGUGACAAGAGCAACAUGAUCAGUGGAGCAACGCUGCCAGUGGACGGGGGCUUCUUGUGUUGUUGAGAUCAUUUUUUGCAUUACAAUAAAGUCAUUUUACCC